Messenger RNA from Aethina tumida (small hive beetle), 469 nucleotides. Its product is annotated as cuticle protein 19. The record is from RefSeq and is a predicted model, not a curated record. Bases 14 to 418 code for a protein of 134 amino acids. NCBI's taxonomy places the organism in Eukaryota, Metazoa, Arthropoda, Insecta, Coleoptera, Nitidulidae. The transcript is spliced from 3 exons. Gene Ontology annotation, cellular component: extracellular matrix.
CAACAACGUAAAGAUGUUCUCAAAGAUUAUCACCACCGCUGCUUUUUUGGCAGUUGCUUAUGCUGGUAUUGUUGAUUACCAUGGUUACGGUUCCACUGAUGUUCUGUCCGGUUAUGGGCAUGGUUCUGAAGGACAUCACGAUGUGGAUUACUACGCUCAUCCUAAAUACGAAUUUAACUAUGGAGUGCAAGACCCCCACACUGGUGAUCACAAGUCCCAACACGAAGUCCGUGAUGGUGAUGUAGUGAAAGGUUCCUACUCCCUUGUGGAACCCGACGGUACCACCAGAACCGUCCACUACACCGCUGAUGACCACAACGGUUUUAAUGCCGUCGUAGAAAAAUCCGGACACGCCGUCCACACUGAACCCGUCUACCAGAAAACCAUCCUGGAAACUCCUUCGUACUACCAUCAUUGAUUAACUUUUAUAAUAUAUUAUUUAUUGUUAAAUGCACUUUUUUAAAUAAAA